Xylaria bambusicola is the source of this 5731-nucleotide messenger RNA. Its product is annotated as vacuolar assembly/sorting protein VPS8. Gene Ontology annotation, biological process: protein targeting to vacuole; endosomal vesicle fusion. The transcript is spliced from 3 exons. The record is from RefSeq and is a predicted model, not a curated record. Gene Ontology annotation, cellular component: HOPS complex; late endosome. Gene Ontology annotation, molecular function: protein binding. Lineage: Eukaryota; Fungi; Ascomycota; Sordariomycetes; Xylariales; Xylariaceae. Bases 383 to 5275 code for a protein of 1630 amino acids.
CUGCCUAGGCGCACCCAUACAGGCCUGACUUGCCAAUCUUGAGAGUGCGACAAUAAGGUAGACAACAUCAAUUGGAUUUGAUAAGUCUGGAAAGUGACGGUCUACGAUCCUACAGCGUAUAUAUCACGGCAGUACACGAGAUAACUUGUUUCCCCUUUGUUAGAGCCCGCCUUGCCUCCCUAUUUGUCUCAACCGUGUCUAGCUCACCUCCAAACUUCCAUUGAGCUCGACCUUGAACGCGCGCCAGUAAGCUCGGAGUACCUAAUUCAAAGAGCUUCCAAACACCCCAAGCAUUGCGAAGCCGUGCCGCGAGCUGGGGCGCCGUGUUGUAUCCUAUUGAGAAAAUACCCAUGGAAGCCAUGCGCUCGAUACAACCGCCCCGAUGAGCACACAGCCACCGGAGAGGGAAGAUGAGGAUAUGGGCGAAGACCACUUAGAUCCGCUUCCCGAUGCGGAUGUAAUUUCCAGUGACGAAGAGACGAUCAAGGGGGAUGACCAGGACCAUAUUGCCGGCGUCUUGGAGGAAGAGCUACGGGAAGAUGUAUCCAAUCCGCCGCCAGUCGAAGGCUCUGUUGCCGCCAGUCGGUACCGGCAACUGCUCAGAGACCAAGCCGAUGUGUCCGAUGAGGGUUCGUCGAUGGAUGGUCUACCGCGGCGAGCUUCUAGUCCAAUAAACUCUUUACUAUCGAUUCCGGACGAUUCACCUUCUAUCCAAGGGUCGGUCUUAUCGUCACCCGGUAGCAGCGUUGCUCCGUCUAUGGCAUCGCGACCCGGAUUAGCCAGUCCAACCCCUUCUUUUCGGCCCUUUGACCGGCGAUUCCAAUCACGCAUCUCCUCUCCAUCUACACUAUCACCGCGACCUUCAUCUCCCGCUUUCCUGACGGGACACAGUAGAAAUGUGUCUCUCAGUAGCCAGCUCUUGCUAGAUCCCGGGGAGACCGAAACCCCCUCGCCGCCAUGGGAAGUUGUACGAUGGACGAAACUUAAGAAACUGAAUGGACAAUGUUUCUCGGAAGCUGGGAAGCGCAAUUUUGGUUCUCCUACCUGUAUAGCUAUCUCUGCUUCAAUUGUUUUGGGCACCACUAAGGGCAUAAUUCUAAUGUUUGAUUACCACCAAACUCUGAAAAUGAUAAUUGGACCAGGCACCAGAGCCGUGGAAUCUGGGGCGAUCACAUCAAUCGCCAUAUCAGCGGAUCAUACCACAAUCGGGGCCGGUCAUGCAAACGGAAGCAUCUUCACCUGGGACACAAGUCGGGCCUCGCGCCCUUUCUUACACAUACCUCAUUUAGAUCCGGCCCAAAUGCAACAUCGGACAGUGGAUGGCCAUAUGCCCAACGUGGCUGUCACCCACCUUGGAUUUUUGGGUACGAGACACACAGCCUUGGUUUCCGCAGAUGAUCGAGGCAUGGCUUUCUCUCAUUUAGCCACCAGAGGAACCGGCUCGCUUGGUAGAACAGUCAAGACGGUGAGGAUACUUGGACGUUAUCCCGAGACCCCAGCGCCAGCAGGCAAACCUUUGAAACCCAGUACUGUACUGGCAUUCUCGCCUCUACCCCUCGGAAAUGUGGAACGUGCUACAGACUCAAUGGGUCUUACGGCAAUGCUCACACCAUAUCUCUUAGUCAUUGUAUCAACAACACCCAUCGCACAGACCCAACAUAAGUCGGCAAGACCAAAGGAUGUUGCACCACAUAGUGCGAUGAGUGGAUGCUUGGCGUGGUUCCCCGCGGUCAAGUUAAAAGUUCCCGACCCUGCUACCGGCAGUACAAUGUCGAAAGUCAAAUUGGUUUACUGCUGGUCGAAUGUUUUGACUGUUCUGGAUGUGGAUGAGAUACCCCCCGAUAACAAGGAUAAGCAGCCAACACUCAAAUUCAAAGCACGGAGCCGUUGGAAAUGUGAAGAGGCUAUUGUCGCAGUUCAAUGGCUUAGCCGCUCGGUCUUGACCGUAUUGACUGUUAGUCAACGAUUGAUCAUUCUGGAAGAUCGUUCAAUGAGGAUGACUGAGGCUUUCGACCUGAUUCACAAGUACAUCUAUCAUUUGGAUUUAUUUUCAGAACAACUACACGCGUUGGUAGAGCAGCUGGAUGAAGAUGACACCUCUAUGCACGGUGUUGUUGCUGAUGCGUUCUAUAUGAGCCUGAAGACAUAUAAGGGGCGCCUCUUUCUGCUCGGAUUCAACGAUGUCUCGAUUGGUUCACUGUCAAACUGGGCUGACCGCUUGAUCGCAUUGAUGGAAAAUGGCGAUUAUGUUGGCGCGAUUCAAUUAGCAACCUCGUACUAUACUGGCGACGCAAACAAGUUGACUAUUGGACUGCCUGAAGAUGCAGUUUCGCGGCAUCAAAUGGUACAAGACAAACUAAUGGAGAUCAUGACAGCAUCGUUGAAAUACGCCUUUGGCCAACGCCAAAAGAACAAAUCCUCAGCAGAUGACCAGCAUUUACACGAAUUAGCAGAAACGUGCUUUGUGGCGUGCAAGAAUGUGGGUGACAUUGACUUUCUAUUCGAUGAAGUUUACGAGUGGUUCGAAGAGGGUGAAGUCGAGGGAAUAUUUCUAGAGGUUCUCGAGUCAUAUAUCCUGGAAAAAACCAUAAGGACCGUGCCACCAACCGUCGUCAAAGCAAUGGUAACGCAUUUUGUGACCCAAGGCUGGGAAGGUCGCCUUGAAGAGAUGAUUUGCCACAUGGAGACGACUACUCUCGAUAUUGACCAGAUCACACUGCUUUGUAAACAGCACGGUCUUUAUGAUGCAUUGAUAUACGUGUGGAACCAAGCCCUGAAUGACUACAUAACACCACUUAUCGAUCUUCUCACCCUUCUCAAGCCACUGAUGCAAAGUGGGGAUUACGAACCAAACAGCAAUGUGAUGGAAAAUGAGAUCUUCAGUGUCAAUUCUCUCAAAAUCUUUCCUUAUCUAUCUUAUACGUUGACAGGUAGAGUUUAUCCAACGGGAGAGGCUAUCGAAGAAGAACUGGCUUCUAAGGCAAAGGCCGAACUUUAUUGGUUCCUCUUUUCUGGAAACAUAAUUGAGUGGCCAAAGGGUAGCAACAAAGACUUCUUGACUCGGCCAUCAGGGACGCAAGAGCCACCAUUUCCCUAUCUAAGGAUGAUAUUGAAGCUUGACGCUCCAAGCUGUUUAAGUGCGCUAAAUGAGGCUUUCGAGGACCCCUUUCUCAAUGAGUCGCAGGAGAAGCAGCUCAAUGGAGGUACCGGAAAGGACCUUCCAGAAGAGCAAGUGUUUGGCAUGACUGUCGAUCGCCAGUACAUCGUGUCGAUCCUGCUGGAGAUAAUGAAUCCCGAUGACUUCGCCCCAGAGGAUACUAUCUAUUUGGAUAUGUUCAUCGCGCGGAAUCUGCCCAAGUUCCAGCAGUAUCUCAUUAUCCCGGGGUCGACAUUGGAUAAAAUAAUCAGCGGCCUCUGCAACUACCCAGGUGUUGAUCUAGCAGAUGAUGCCCAACUUAGUGCAGAAUACCUUCUUUCAGUCUAUCAACCGCCAGACUUAAUGCCAAUGAUACCUCUGUUUGAGAAGGCGGGAUUUUACCGUAUCUUGAAGCGAAUUUAUAAAACUGAACACCGAUAUGGCUUGUUGGUGCAAACCUACUUUGACGACCCUGAUGAUCAGGAAGGGAUUUUCGGUUGCCUUGUGGAUUGUCUCAAACCUCAAGCUAGCUUGAAUAAACGGCAAAUUCAAGAUGUUUACGAUGUUAUCAAACAGCAUUCGGCGGAACUAGUAGAGUUAGAUGCGGAAAAGGCUGCACAGAUGCUCCACCAAUAUGCACCCGAACUACACCACUUUGUCGUGGAGUCUCUCGAAGAUAGCCCCGAGCUACAAUAUGCAUAUCUCAAAGCACUUUUCGAACCCGAAGCUGGAACUUCUCGACAGCCAGAGAACAAUUUGGGACGAGAAUUUAUCGAGCUCUUCGUGCAGCUUAUGUGUAGAUAUAAUUCCAACCAUGUAUCGGAUUACGUUGGUUCUGUUCAAGCAACAAACCUAAGACUCGAUAGAUUGCUGCCAACCAUGGAAGACACUGGCGUUAUCGAUGCCGCGGUCAUUCUCAUGGCACGUGAAGGACAAGUACAGGAUGCAAUGAGCCGUCUAACAAAACAUCUAUUUACACUAGAGUCAACGCUUCAAGGGCUCUUGUCUGGCACAGUUGAAGACAAAGAGGAGGUCGACGUUGAGGAUGUAGCUGAAGAACUUUUAAAAGCACUGCAGAAAUAUACCCAUGUUGGUAUUUGGUUGUGCCAAGGCCAGAUGAAAACAUCUCAACGGGUUGAUGUUCUCCAGAGACGACAAAGCUCACCGACUCCUAGCGAUCUUACACCAAGUGAAAAGUUAUGGCUGGAAAUAAUUGACGUUACGGUUCAAAUCACCCGCAGAUUAUCCAGCGUUGUCAGCCCACCUGACCAGGGCACAACUUCAACACGAGACCAUAUCUCGCAAAUUCUAGAUACCGAGAAACUUGUUGGUUUACUACGUUCGCUAGUUCAGCAUACCUUCACGGCACUUCUUACGGCAACAUCAGCACAAGGAUCCUUGGAGUCGAGUAACCGUUUAGUUACGUCUUCUGGAGGCAGCUUGAUGUUUUUGCGUAUCCUUCGCGCCUUUUUGACACGUGCAGCUGCCACGUCACCAAAUCUUGCUGAUCUGCGAGCCGUUCUAGCAUCGAUUUUCUCCGCUUACGCCUAUGAGCAGUCGAUUUUGCAACUUUCAAAUCGAUUGCUGGAGCAGCAGCUAUUUGUCAAUGUCAAGCAAGCAGUAGAGUUACGCCAGAGGGGCUGGCGCCCAAAAGGAUCUACUUGUGAGGCUUGUGGACGUCGGAUCUGGGGUCCUGGUGUUUCUGGCAAUGUGUUUGAAGCUUGGGAAGAGAAGCAAACAAUUGAGACUACAAGGCGAAAAGAGAAGAAGUCCCUUGCCGCUGCUUCUACUUCCUCUACGGUUCGUGGGAAGGGUAUAGCAGAAUCCUCAACAGAGCAAGAGAUAUACUCGGGGAAAGGCAAAGGCAAGAGUGUCGAUCCACCAGCUCAACAGGGUUCACUUGAAGGCACAACAGCCCAAGGUGAAAAUUCUUCUGAGGACAGGGGCUUAAGCGUAAAUGGCAAUGCUGUAGGCUCGAGGAGGAAUGAGCCGUUGGGACCACUUGUUGUGCUUGCAUGUAGGCACAUCUAUCACCAAAGAUGUCUAGAUGCAUUGCAGGCACAGAGCAAAGAUAAACGCCACAAGUCAGUUGAUGAUUUUGGCCGCGAAAGAGAGUAUAUAUGCCCCAUUGAUGGUUAGAUACUUACAGAAACACAAAUACUUGUAUAUACUUGUCACCCAAUGUAUUGAUGAUAUAUUCCUGACUUUCUUGAAACUAGUUGCACUAGCAUGAUUGCGAUCCCGAAGGCUUUCAUCCUACGACGGCCGGAGGUCUGUCUCCUUGAGAAACGAUGUCUACGUCCAUAGUUGCCUAUGAAAGUCUCACGAGUUGCUUCACUCUCUUCUGUUGACGUUUCUGUUGAGUCACACAAUUCAACUGCGUGUUUCCAGCUGACCUAGCACUAAAGUCGUCCUCGCUCCCGAUCUGCCAGGAAGCCCACCCAGAUCGUAAUUCUGUAGGUACCAAUCUUCAACUUCACGCUCUCAGCUCGCUUGUAUGCUUUUUUGUACAAUUAUAUCUCAUAUUACAGCAGUUGUUGAGACUCCUGGCAAGAGAUGUCGAAAUUUCCGGGGGUUUUGGUAGUGGUUCUACAA